AUGCAGAUCUGGGCACAGUUCGUUAAUGAUUCAAGCUAUCUCUAUGAUAAUGUACUUCCGUUUUACCAGAAGACGGUGCAUUUUACUCCUCCGAACCUUGCUUACCGUGAACCUAAUGCCACCGCGCUGUAUAACGAGAGUGCAUUCGAUGCAGACGGUGGCCCGCUCGAAGUAUCAUAUGCCAACUACGCUAUGCCGUUCUCCUCCUGGGUAAAGCUGGGGAUGGAAGCGAUUGGAAUCAAGGAAACAGCAGAUUUCAACAGUGGCACAUUAAUGGGCUCCCAGUAUUGUGCUUCCACGAUUCGGGCGUCGGACCAGACGAGGAGUAGCUCGCAUUCCGCAUUCUUUGACGGACCAGCGCAAUAUCCGCGUUUGGUGGUUUACCCGUACACUAUGGCGAAAAAGAUCAUCUUCGAUUCCCUGAACAGCGCAAGAGGGGUCGUAGUCCAAACUGGUGAGAGCUCAUAUUCCAUUUUCGCAAGGAAAGAGGUUAUUGUGUCCGCGGGGGCAAUUCAGUCCCCUCAACUCCUGAUGGUCUCUGGCAUUGGACCUGCAGAGACACUCGCAGAAUUCGGUAUUGAUAUCGUCACCGAUCUCCCUGGUGUCGGCCAGAAUAUGUGGGAUCACGUCUAUUUUGGGCCGACAUUCCGCGUAAACGUCCUGACGUUUACCAGGGUGAUGACGAAUAUGACCUACCUCCUUUCGCAAGUUGCGGAAUACCAUAGGUACCGGAGGGGCCCAUUGACGAACCCUGUUAGCGACUUUCUUGCCUGGGAGAAAGUUCCACGGCAUCUGCGAGCCGGGUUCUCUUCUCAGACCAAGGCGGACUUGGCCAGGUUUCCAAACGACUGGCCUGAGCUUGAAUAUAUUUCUGGAUCAGGAUACGUUGGAAACAAUUCAGGCCUCCUCGAGUCACAACCCAAGGACGGAUACGAGUAUGGCACGAUCCUCACUUCGCUAGUUGCUCCAACAUCCCGCGGGAAUGUAACUAUCAUGUCCAACGACACGGCAGAUCCCCCGGUCAUCAAUCCGAACUGGCUGCAUACCGAGACGGACCAAGAAGUAGCGGUUGCAAGCUAUAAACGUAUGCGCGAGGCCUUUCACAGUCCCGCAAUGGCACCCGUGAUUAUUGGAGAUGAGUACUACCCUGGAAGCGAGUACAGUACGGAUGAACAGAUUCUCGAAGUGAUCAAGAACAGCGUCAUGACUAUCUACCACGCCGCCUGUACGUGCAAGAUGGGCACACGCGGGGACGCCAUGGCGGUCGUUGAUAGCGAAGCCAGGGUGUUUGGCGUCCAUGGACUUCGAGUGGUGGAUGCCAGUGCAUUCCCCAUUCUGCCCCCGGGACAUCCGCAAUCCACAGUUUACAUGCUGGCGGAGAAGAUUGUAGCGAAGAUCCUCGAGUCUUAGUUUGUUCGGUCGCCCCGUCGAAGGUUCAUUCUGCUGCCGAUCGAACUUUGUUUGGGUACACGCUGCGCUGUACUUGUUGUUCUCUAUUGCGUAUGAUCAUCAGGCAUCUCACUCCUCACUCUCCACCGGAUAUUGUAUGGAUUGUGCGGACGGGCAGUCCUCUGCUUCGACCACGGUGGUUUACAGCGCAUAUAUAAGACAUUUGCAUGGAGGAUGCAGUUUUAUCAUUUUGUUUGUAUAUUUCGUGGGAAGUGAGCUUCACUGAAAAGUAGCGUAGAGCGGCCCCACAUCUUACCCCGCAGAGAACCAGAAGAUCAGGGUGCUCGAUGCACGGAGCACUAUCAACAUCUUCACGGCAGACUGGGUAUUCUCCUGAAGGAACGAGGGAAGGGGGGAGAAUAAAGUUGGUAGGACGUGCAUGUACUGUAUCUUUCUCGAGGUACGUAGUAGUACUCUAUACUCGUACG
Messenger RNA from Monascus purpureus, 1877 nucleotides. Lineage: Eukaryota; Fungi; Ascomycota; Eurotiomycetes; Eurotiales; Aspergillaceae. The record is from the annotation of a GenBank genome assembly.